Musa acuminata AAA Group (dessert banana) is the source of this 1190-nucleotide messenger RNA. Its product is annotated as TPD1 protein homolog 1-like. The transcript is spliced from 4 exons. Gene Ontology annotation, biological process: cell fate determination. The record is from RefSeq and is a predicted model, not a curated record. Bases 256 to 810 code for a protein of 184 amino acids. NCBI's taxonomy places the organism in Eukaryota, Viridiplantae, Streptophyta, Magnoliopsida, Zingiberales, Musaceae.
UCGGACGACAACGAGGGAGAGGGAGGAGGGGAGAGAGACUUCGUCUCUCGGUCUCCAUCUGAUCGCUAGCGCGCUUCCCCACGGCGAUUGUUCCUUUCCCGUGCGCCCCCCAAAGCUGCAAGCCUCACGGAAGGGUUUCUAAAGCGGAAAAGAUCGAGAAGACGAGGGUUGCUUAAGCUCUUGGUGAGCUCGUCGCACUACGAGUAGUCACUUCAGCGAACCAAGUAGCCAGGUUUAGGUGUCUCGAGGCGGAGGAUGAGUGGCGUCUCGAGGCGGCGUUUCGCGGCGGCUGCGGCCGCGAUAUCGGUUUCUGUUGUGACGCUCCUGUUUCUGCUCACCGUCGGUUUUUAUGGGCAGCGAGUAGAUGCUGAAAGGGAGAUCGGACUCGGAUCCGAGCAACACGGCUCCGGCUCCGGCUCCAACCGCAAGCUCCUCCAAGUCGACGAAGGUACAUCGUCGUCGUCGUCGUCGACUGACCGGGUGGGCGACGGGUGCAGCAAGGACGACAUCGUGGUGCACCAGGGGGCGACGCCGCCGCUACCCAGCGGGAUCCCGACGUACACCGUGGUGGUGCUGAACCUGUGCCCCUCGCGUGGCGGCUGCGCCAUGGCCCACAUCCACCUCACCUGCGGCGCCUUCAGCUCCGCUCGUCUCGUCAACCCCCGCAUCUUCCGCCGCCUCCGCGUCAACGACUGCCUCCUCAACGAUGGCCGCCCCCUUCCCUCGGGUUCCUCCAUCUCGUUUCAGUACGCCAACUCCUUCUCCUACCCCCUCGCCGUCUCCAACGCCUCCUGCAUCCGCUCCUCCUAAACCAGCCUGCAGCCAAUCUCCCAAAAGAAAGAAAAAAGAAGAGCUUUUUGUUGCUUUUGAUUCCUCCUUUUCUCCGCCUAACCUUUUUAGCUGCCGCUGAUGCUGACCAUCUUCUGCUUUGUCUCCAACUUUAUUGUCUCCGCUCGUUUUCUGGCAGCAGACUCGGUAUAGGUUGUCAGAGAGAGUGCGAGAGAAGGUAGACUCCGAUGCCUCUUUUGGGCUUCGUUAUGGAGACGGGGGGAAGUGUAGUUAAUGCGAGUACAAGUUAAACUGGACGUGGGGUGGUGGUGAGCAGGGGCUCACGUGCAUCUUUUGUGUCCAUAAAAGAACGCAUAUCUGGCUAAUUUUGGGUUUACAUGCGUUGACAGGGGAUGGAAACG